AUGGGUUGGCUUGAGCCAUACAAACCAGUUCGUGGAGAAGUACACAAUGAUGAUAAAGGCGUCGUAACAUUCUCCAACUGGUGGAAGAGUGGAACCGGUUUGGUAAUCCGAGCGAUGCAUCAUCAAAGGAAAUGGAUUCCGCCGCGGCUUACGGGUACACCUAUCAAGACAGAACUCCGAAUCCUACAAAGUGGAAUUUGGUAUACUGUAUUCGUCGCUAGUACAGGUACAGACCAGAUGAAUUCACAUAUCUGCACUACCGGAAGGUCUCGACGCUCGGAACCCAAUGGAGCGGAAGAUUAG
Messenger RNA from Aspergillus luchuensis, 303 nucleotides. RefSeq lists its product as uncharacterized. The transcript has 2 exons. The record is from RefSeq and is a predicted model, not a curated record. The coding region runs from base 1 to 303 and encodes 100 amino acids. NCBI's taxonomy places the organism in Eukaryota, Fungi, Ascomycota, Eurotiomycetes, Eurotiales, Aspergillaceae.